Molecule: messenger RNA, 1712 nt
Organism: Oldenlandia corymbosa var. corymbosa
Lineage: Eukaryota; Viridiplantae; Streptophyta; Magnoliopsida; Gentianales; Rubiaceae
Source: the annotation of a GenBank genome assembly
UGAAAAUUAAGUCACACGAAGACGUAAAAUAUUAUUCAUUUCGUAGAAGGAAAAUAGAAAAUUAUAUCGACAGAAAAAUGUACUUGAAAAUAUCAAGAAAAUGAAAAGGCAGUUUUAGACCUUAAAUGUAUGUAACCCGGCGGUUAUUGCUCCCCCCAUCAUAUUUCGGAAAAGAGAGGAAAAUUUAGCAGAGAAAAAAAUUUGUUGAGGAAAGUGGUCAACUCACUAAAAGAUCCAUUUCCUCACUUCUUCUUCUUCUUCUUCGUCAGAGCAUCAAACAACAACAAUGGCGCCCAGGAAGAAGACGACCGUGGAGCCCUCAGGCCGGGUCACCCGGAGCUCAGCUCGGGUCACCCGUAGCGGAACCCGCCAGGCAAAGCUCGACCCAAUUUCACCUCCUAUGAAGAAAGCCAAGAAAUCCCCCAAGCAGCCCAAGGCAAAGACGGCGAAACCCAGCUCCUCUGUUCCUGUGGAGAAACAAGUAGCCGAGACCGACACCAAGUCAGCUCACGGCGAUGGUCCCAAGAAAACCAUUAUUGUGGAGCAUUGCAAGCAGUGCAAUUCGUUCAAAACCCGGGCAUUGCAUGUCAAGCAGGCGUUGGAGAAAGAUCUUGAUGGUUCGGUCACCGUGGUUCUGAACCCAGAUAAGCCCAGGAAGGGUUGCUUUGAGAUUAGGGAAGAUGGUGAAGAUGGGGAGACGUUUAUCAGCCUUCUGGAUAUGAAGAGGCCCUUUACUCCUAUGAAGGAACUUGACAUGGAUAAGGUUGUUUCUGACAUUGUUGACAGGAUUAAGGCAUAAUUGUGGGUCUGGGUUACUGGAUUUUGGAGUUAAGGUAGUAGUGAGGGUGGUGGUUUCUUGGUUUAUGCCGGAGAUGACUAUGGAACAGGUUCGCUCUUAGUAGGGGUUUUUGAGAUUUUUUGUGAGUGUGACUUGCUAGAUUACCAUCAGUAUCGUUUUGUCGCGAUUUAGUAGCUAAAGAUGAAGUGUUAAUCUAGGUUUUAUUCUGAUCUUAACGGCAUACAUUAGCCUCGUGGUUUACUCUCUAGUGUUUUGACUCAUCGGAUUUAAGAUUUUAACUUGGUUCCCAAUGUGCUGCUGCAUAUUCAGAAUCUUGCGAAUGGUAUGAAGGAACUUAUUCCAUUCUCGUUAAUUUGAUGCUUUUUACCCGGUUCAUUAGUUUGGCUUGUGCAUGCUAAGUUGAAGUUUGCUCGUGUUUUUGGAAUUUCAUGUAGAAGUUCAUUCGAUGCUUGGAAAAUGUGAUCAUUAGUUUUUUUUGUGCAUACUAAGAUGGUUGUUGCAUGUUUUAGGCCUAUGAUACCAUGACCGCAAUGAUUAAAAUGAUAUAGUUGAGAUUAGCUUGAGAAACAUUCAAGAACUCUGGAAAACUUUUAGCAGUCUGUAGCUUCCUAGUGUAAAGAAUUUGGCCAGAAGGUGGUCCACAUUCUUCGAGCAGAGCAAACACAAUUGGUUCUUGAGCUCCUUGGUUCCCAUGUGAGAGUUCAUAGCUUCUUUGACAGAACCAGGAGACUGAUGAACAACAGGCCCUUGGAUAUUCAUUGCUGGACUAAUUAUUUGAUCCGUAAAGUUAUCUUCAGAAAUCCUGUGGUGUCAAUGUUCUAUAGUAUUCCAUUUUUACUGUGACUUUUGAGUGAAUUAGCACCACCUCAACCUUUGGUAUCUUCUCAAAUCCUGUUGUAUGUUCUAUAAUAUU